AUGCGCGAAAAGAGUGAGACCGCAAGCACGGUAAAACGAGACAACCUAGGUCUCUCGUCUGUGUGGACAUUCACGCAUAAAACCAGCUGGUUCCAUUCUGUCUCUCUCGAUGGCUUACUAAACUCGUCUGUAUCUGUUAUAAAAUAUCAAACUGUAAGGUAGUGAAGUAAGGAACAAAAGAGCCCAUUUUUGAAGACUUUAAAUUUAAAUCUGAUUGAUUAAUUACUUAUAUACAUAGAUACAAAUACAUGAUACAGGUAAAGGUUUUUAGUUGGCAAAUUCCGAAAUCUUUUUCGAGGUUAUGGCUACAUCCGAAACAACAGUUAAUAAAGAGAGAAACAACUUUUUAGCGGCAUAUCAUAUUUUAAAAUUUUCUCAAGCCGAGAAAGAUGACACAGAAUUUGCAGAUCUUGAACGUAGAUGUCUUGCCACAAAAUAUUUCACCGCAAAACAAUUUGAAUCAGAGGACAUGGCAAUAUGUUUACUUCGAAGAAGCCUAAAAGAUUAUCAAAGUUUAAUGGAAAAUAAAAAUGGAGUUAACAAUUAUUGGAAACAGUUCAAAGCUCAAAUUCCAAAAAUCAACAAUAAUCCACAGAAAUGGAAGACUGGAUUAACUGAUACAGAAACAGCAUUGAAUUUUGUAAAGUCUUUACCUUGCCAACCUGACAAUACACUGCCAUGUAAAAAAAGGGUAGUCAACGAUAAGCAUAUUGAAAAUAUUAUAAAUACUUGGAAAAAUAAAGAAUUCUUAGUACGAAGUAGGAAAGUUAGUGCACAAACUAAACUUAAUCUUAGUCCUGGUAUAAAUAUAGGCACCAAAGAGAGGUCAGAAAGUAAUACUUUAAAUGAAAUAGAACGAUCUUCCUUCUCAUCUGCAUCAAGUAACUCUAUAGAAGAAAGUAGCAACACUUAUGUAAGUUACAAGAAACAUGAAUCUAUAAAAGCUACUUUAACAAGUCAAGAACACCAACGCUUUGCAUCCCACCAACGACCUGCCAAGUUUGUAAGAGAGAAUUCUUAUAAUGCACAUAAAAAUAAUCAUGAAGCACCAAAUACUUCUAAAAAUAAUGUAAAAUCAAAAUCACAAGUUUUUAUUCAAAAUGCUAAAGAAGAUUCUGAAGCAUCUAAACCGAAAACAAACUCCUUCAAGACGGCUAGAGAUGAAUUAACAGUACAACAGAUGAAAGCUAACAAACCAGGACAGAAAAAGACACUAGGUGGUAAAGCAUCUGUCAAUUCUCGAUUUGUAUGUCCUUUUAGGAAAGAGAAAGAAAAAGCUCAAGCCCCUGAUAACAUGUACAACAAUGACACUGAAACAAUGGAAGUAGAGGAUGAAAGAUUAAAGAACAUUGAACCAAAAAUGAUAGAGCUGAUAAAGAAUGAGAUAAUGGACUGCAAAACAACAGUUUCUUGGGAUGAUAUUGCUGGAUUACAAUAUGCAAAAAAGAUUAUCAAGGAAGUAGUUGUGUAUCCUAUGUUGAGACCUGAUAUUUUUACUGGUUUAAGAAGACCUCCUAAAGGAAUUUUAUUAUUUGGUCCCCCAGGUACUGGUAAGACACUUAUAGGCAAGUGCAUAGCAGCUCAAAGUAAAUCAACGUUUUUUUCGAUUUCUGCAAGCUCGUUGACCUCUAAGUGGAUAGGAGAAGGAGAAAAAAUGGUCAGGGCAUUAUUCGCUGUUGCCAGAGUUUAUCAACCAGCGGUUAUUUUUGUAGACGAGAUUGACUCCUUGCUCACACAAAGAUCUGAGACUGAACACGAAAGCUCUAGGAGACUGAAAACUGAGUUUUUAGUACAACUGGAUGGAGCCGCCACCGCAGAGGAAGAUCGUAUUUUAAUUGUGGGAGCAACGAACAGACCUCACGAGCUAGACGAGGCAGCACGUAGAAGACUCGUUAAACGCCUCUACGUUCCCUUACCAGAAUUCGAAGCUCGUAAACAAAUUAUAAAUAACUUAUUGAUAACAAUUCCACAUAAUCUUACAGAAGAAGAAAUUAAUCACAUAGCUGAACAAUCACAGGGAUAUUCGGGGGCGGAUAUGUGCAAUUUGUGCAAAGAAGCUAGUAUGGGACCAAUAAGGAGUAUCCCAUUUAGUCAGUUGGAGAAUAUUAAAAAAGAGGAUGUCAGACAUAUAACAGUCGACGAUUUCAAGGAGGCACUGAUUUACGUACGUCCUAGUGUAUCGGAAUCCAGUCUAACGACUUAUGUUGAGUGGGAUUCUAUAUAUGGUACUGGAACUGCACAGAAUUAUAAAGUAAUUGAGAACUGCUGAAACUAUAAUUACCUGCGAUGCAGACAACCCUAUCCGGUUUAAAUAUAUAAAAACGACGAAUUCUUGUGUUUGGCGGUUCAGCAAGAGUCCAAGUUACAUACUUCUUACUUCCACCAUCCAAAUUUAAAUGCACAAAAUGCUCCCGUGUGUAAAGGUGUACCUUAAUUAUGACAUUUUAUUAUUUAAAUUUAUUGAAUUGACUUAACAAUCUGUCGAAUAAUACUGAAACUACUACCUUAUCAUUAUCUGCACCAAUAGCAAUAACUUUAGUUGUAUUAAAUUCAUAUAUUGUUUUAGGUAUUGGCCCUUCGACAAUUAUCAUAUUACGGACAGCAGUAUAACAAUAACUGUAACUUGUACUAUUAAACAUUUAUUACUUAAUAACAAUUGGAAUAGUUAUGUUA
This is a messenger RNA of Megalopta genalis, 2673 nucleotides long. RefSeq names its product fidgetin-like protein 1. Gene Ontology annotation, molecular function: microtubule severing ATPase activity; ATP hydrolysis activity; ATP binding. Lineage: Eukaryota; Metazoa; Arthropoda; Insecta; Hymenoptera; Halictidae. The record is from RefSeq and is a predicted model, not a curated record.